Messenger RNA from Anguilla rostrata (American eel), 2031 nucleotides. RefSeq names its product phosphatidylinositol 4-kinase type 2-beta-like. Bases 143 to 1633 code for a protein of 496 amino acids. Gene Ontology annotation, cellular component: plasma membrane; endosome; trans-Golgi network. The transcript has 10 exons. NCBI's taxonomy places the organism in Eukaryota, Metazoa, Chordata, Actinopteri, Anguilliformes, Anguillidae. The record is from RefSeq and is a predicted model, not a curated record. Gene Ontology annotation, biological process: phosphatidylinositol phosphate biosynthetic process; endosome organization; Golgi organization. Gene Ontology annotation, molecular function: 1-phosphatidylinositol 4-kinase activity.
AAUACGUUACAAAGAUUUGUGUACGCAGGCUCAGUAGAAAGAGGAAGCAAGUGACGAGUUGCUGCGAAAGCGCAGGAACUUGCUCUCAUGGCCAUGUGAAAUAGAAAAAUUAGCAAACUCGCUAACUACCAAAGAGAUAAGUAUGGCAGAAUGUGUCUCUGCCGAGAAUGUGCUCGUGGACAUUUCAGAUUUUGAAAAGACGGACUUUGCACCGGAGCAGUUUCCGUCUGUAUUUUUUGACCGGACGGGAGAAACACUGAGAGUGAACCCUGGAGGGGCGGUACGGGUCUCGGAGUCGAGCGAAAGUCUUGUCCCGGAGGUAGAAACAGAUGGUUCCGAGGAAUUAGACCUGUUGCUACCACGACGCACUGGGUCCAUAUCUUCCGGAGGUUGUAGGAUAAAGCGGACGAGACGAAAUAAACGUUUGACAUCCGCGGACAGCGAAAAUGUUGCGUCUUCAGGCAGCGGCACUGCGGAGCUGAACUAUUUCCCGGAGGAUCCGGAAUUUGCCGAAGUGGUCCGGAAAGCCGAGCAGGCCAUCGAGAACGGAAUCUUUCCUGAAAGGAUUUCCCAGGGGUCCAGCGGGAGUUACUUUGUGAAGGACCCUAAAGGGAAAAUAAUUGCCGUGUUCAAGCCGAAGUCCGAGGAGCCGUACGGACACCUGAACCCCAAAUGGACCAAGUACUUCCACAAGGUGUGCUGCCCCUGCUGCUUCGGGAGGGGCUGCCUCGUGCCGAACCAGGGGUACCUCUCCGAGGCCGCCGCCUCGCUCGUCGACCAAAAACUGGGGCUGGACGUAGUGCCCAAAACCAAGGUGGUGUUCUUGGUCAGUGAAACAUUUCACUACACUGCAAUCGAUCGUGCCAAGUCAAGGGGAAAGAAGUACGCUUUGGAAAAGGUUCCCCAAGUUGGCCGAAGGUUCCAUCGAAUCGGCCUACCCCCUAAGAUGGGCUCUUUCCAGCUGUUUGUGGAAGGAUACCGUGAAGCAGACUUCUGGCUGAGGAAAUUUGAGACGGACCCCCCGCCAGAAAACAUCAGGAAGCAGCUGCAGUCUCAGUUUGAGAGACUGGCAGUCCUGGACUACAUCAUCAGGAACACCGACAGAGGAAAUGACAACUGGUUGAUCAAAAACGAGAAAUGCGACAAAUGUGAAGGCUUCAGGAAGGACGUGGAAUGGGGCGGGGAGGAGGAGCCGGCUGUGAGAAUAGCCGCCAUCGACAACGGGCUGGCGUUUCCUUUCAAGCAUCCGGACGAAUGGAGAGCGUAUCCGUUUCAUUGGGCGUGGCUCCCUCAGGCCAAGCUGCCGUUCUCUCAGGAGACGCGGGACCUGGUGCUGCCCAGAGUCGCCGACAUGAACUUCGUGCAGGACCUGUGCGAGGACCUGUACGAGAUGUUCAAGGAAGAUAAAGGGUUUGACAAAGGCACCUUUGAACAGCAGAUGUCUGUUAUGAGAGGACAGAUUUUGAACCUCACCCAGGCCCUGAAGGACGGGAGGAGCCCUAUUCAGCUGGUGCAGAUGCCCCGCGUGGUGGUGGAGCGCAGCCACGGGGGCAGCCAGGGCCGGGUAGUGCAGCUGGGCAGCACCUUCACCCAGACCUUCCACUAUAAGAUGCCCUUCUUCUCCUCCUGGUAGUGGGGCUGGAUUUCAGGCGAGCGCCUGGCUUCUCGGGCCUUCUCGCUCGCUCUCGUUCCCCGGACUGCCACAGAGCAAGACUGAAGCCGCAGGAGGCCAUGUGAUUAGCAGACACUGCCAGUGUUCUACUGCCAAAGCGGGUUUUGUUUGCAUUAAAUGCAAAAAAGAAACAAAAAAUGGAAAGCAUUUGUAUUGGAAGGCAUGUAGCUUGAAAGUAAUAUAGUUGUUUUUUUUGGGCACUUCAGUGUAAAAUUAUUUUUCUAUCUUGAAUGUAUAUUUUGUAUGUACAUAUUUGUAAUUAGUUACUGGCUGCAAUAUAUUUUCUGCCAUAUUGGGGCGCUGUUGUGUCUUUCAGAGAUAGGAGUAUGGCGCAGUCAUUAAAACUGUUGCAAACUUGA